AUGUUGCUAAGAGAACAUUUGCCACCAAAAAUGGAAAUUGUAAUAUUUUGCGGAAUGACUGAGCUUCAAGAAAAUCUUUACAAGCACUUUGUGUUAUCAAAAACUUUGAGAGGCUUCAUCAAUGGAACGUUGGACUCCAAUAACGCACUUGCUUGUAUUCUUAGUCUUAAAAAGCUCCUAACUCACCCAAAUAUGAUUUAUCCACAAAAAGAUGAAGAAAGUGAGGAAGAAGAAGAUAACACUCAACUCUUUGAGACAUUUGGUCUCAAUCUGAAAAGCUAUUGCUUGUUGAAGGAAAUUCAAGAGACGGGUGAUAGGGUUGUCAUUGUUUCCAACUUUAAAUGUAUUUUGAAUGAAGUCGAAAAGUUAUGCAAGCACAGAGAAUAUACAUGGUCUCGAUUGGAUGGCUCAACUUCAUCUGAUAAGAGAAUGCCAAUUGUGAAUGCAUUCAAUUCUCCAAAAUCAAAGGAUUUCAUUUUUCUACUCUCUAGCAAAGCGGGUGGUUGUGGAUUGAACUUGAUUGGAGCUAAUCGUUUAAUCAUGUUAGAUCCAGACUGGAAUCCAAGUAAUGACGAACAAGCUAUGGCUCGUGUUUGGAGAGAUGGACAAAAGAAAAAUGUGUUUAUUUACCGAUUGAUUGGUUGUGGUACAAUUGAAGAGAAAAUCUUCCAAAGACAAAUUGUAAAAACUGGUCUUUCGAAAUCCACGCUCGAUGAGAAGUCCACAAAAGCUCAGUUUUCUUCUUCCAUGUUGAAAGAGCUGUUCAAGUAUGAUUCAGACAGCAACUGCACAACCUAUAAACCAGAAGAAAAUGACAUUGGUGUGGCUAAAGAGAAAGAUCCUGUUCUUUCAGUUGUACUUGACAAUGAAAAUAUUAACAUUCCAUUCAUUAAGAUUACAUUGGACACUGAGGAAAAACCAUGA
Molecule: messenger RNA, 924 nt
Organism: Naegleria lovaniensis
Lineage: Eukaryota; Heterolobosea; Eutetramitea; Acrasida; Naegleriidae
Exons: 5
Coding region: 1-924 (307 amino acids)
Biological process (GO): reciprocal meiotic recombination; double-strand break repair via synthesis-dependent strand annealing
Cellular component (GO): nucleus
Molecular function (GO): ATP-dependent chromatin remodeler activity; ATP binding; DNA translocase activity
Source: RefSeq, a predicted model, not a curated record